Molecule: messenger RNA, 1639 nt
Organism: Coregonus sp. 'balchen'
Lineage: Eukaryota; Metazoa; Chordata; Actinopteri; Salmoniformes; Salmonidae
Source: the annotation of a GenBank genome assembly
AUGGAUGCUAAUGUAGUAGUUCUUGGGACAGACAGUGUUGGUAAAUCUGGUGAGACCAAAUCUCUCAUUAUUUAUAAUUUGUGCAAUGUAUUAAAGUCUACAGUGCAAUGGUCAGUGGACCAUUCUGGCAUUUCUAACUGGAUCCAUUCCUUUCCUCAACAUACUUAGUAGGAUGAUGAUGAUGAUGAUGAUGAUGAUGAUGAUGAUGAUUAUGAUAAUUGUUUCACAGCACUGACAGUCCGCUUUUUAAGUAGAAGAUUCAUUGGAGAAUAUGGGAAUAUUGGUAAGUUUUGUUUGUCAUCUCCAGAUAUUGUAAUAUCAAGCAACCAUUUAACUAUUGUAGGCCUAUACAGUACAACUAAAUUAAUAUUUGUCUGUUAAUUCCUUUCAGAAUCAAUCUACAGCCACAAUGUUAUCAUGGAUGGAAGGGACAUAACUUUUAACAUCUGGGAUUCGCCAUAUUGUCAGGUAUGACAAAAUGUUAACAUUUAAGCUGUUGUAAUGCAGGUUAGCUUUUUUCUUUAUGAAUCUUGUUCUAGAGGCAGCUCUGCAGAGUGGACAAUAGCGGUCAUAGCCACAAAGUCAUAAAAUCUGAAUUUAAACCUAACGCUAACCUUAACCCUAACCUUAAACACACUACUAACCCUAAUGCCUAACCCUAAACUUAAAUGAAGGUCAAAAAGCUAAUUUUUUUCAUGGAUUUUUACAAUAGAGCCAAAUUUGACUUUGCAGCUGACCUAUCUAAGGGGAAAUCACUCAGUUCUGCCUCAUGUCAAUACAUGUCAACCUGCUGUUAUAAUGUGCCAUCAUCUUGAUGUCUGAAACUGUAUUUCGCUUUUACAUGGCAUUGGGAAAAGCUAAUGUAUUCAGUCCUUUGAAAUGACUGCAAGAUUUGAGAAUAUUUGGCAUCUUAUACAGAGCACUUCAGUUAAUAAUAGGCUACUUUAUAAGUGCCUUUAUGGUAGACACAGAUUUAUGAUGCUGCCAUUUUCCCGUACUGCAGUGAGUAUUACUGCAAAGUAGCGCCUGGUUGUCUUUGGCAUGAAUGAGUCCCCUUUUACUAGCACCAUGCACGACCACAGUGACUGGACACAAUCGGCCCAGAGAAAUAGGACUUACAUGGACUGACUAACUUAUUCCAAGAUUGUUCCUUUCCCAAUACAAAACCUAUCACUGUUUGAUCCAAGCAAGCCUAUAUCAAUUGUAUAUAUCUUUUCACCUUUUCCAGGAACUGUCCAUGGAGACCUCUCCAUAUGAGAAGAGAGUCCAGUGGGCGGACGGUUUUGUCCUGGUCUACAGCAUCUGUGACAGGGCCAGCUUCAACUCUGUCACCAAGCUGAUCCAGUCCAUUAAGGACUACCCGGGCAUGGACAAGGUGCCCAUUGUGAUUGUGGGCAACAAGAGGGACCUGAAUCACAGACGGACAGUCCUCAGUGAGGAGGGCAGAAUGCUAGCCCUCACAACAGACUGCCAGUUCUAUGAGGUUUCAGCUGCUGAGAACUACCACAGUGUCCUCAUGGUGUUUCACGGACUAAUAGACAGGGUACGGGAGUCCAAGUCUGCCAUCAAGAAGCAAGCUGGAAUCAAGGGCAUUGUGAAAAGCAUGUCUGCAGUUUUUGCCAGGAGAAGGACGGAUUCG